This is a messenger RNA of Cebus imitator (Panamanian white-faced capuchin), 7143 nucleotides long. RefSeq names its product POU class 3 homeobox 2 (gene POU3F2). Lineage: Eukaryota; Metazoa; Chordata; Mammalia; Primates; Cebidae. Gene Ontology annotation, cellular component: nucleus. The coding region runs from base 303 to 1637 and encodes 444 amino acids. Gene Ontology annotation, molecular function: RNA polymerase II cis-regulatory region sequence-specific DNA binding; DNA-binding transcription factor activity, RNA polymerase II-specific. Gene Ontology annotation, biological process: brain development; regulation of transcription by RNA polymerase II. The record is from RefSeq and is a predicted model, not a curated record. The transcript has a single exon.
CUGGAGAGAGCAGGGAGAGGGGGGAGCGCCGAGCUAGUCAGAGAGUGAGCGAGAGCGAGAAGGAGGGAGAGGAGGAGAAAGAGAGCGAGGGCGCGCGGGCGGGCGGGAGGCGGUGGCGGCGGCGGCAGCAGCAGUAAUAGCAGGAGCAGCAACAGAAGGCGUCGGAGCGGGCGUCGGAGCUGCCCGCUGGGGGAGAGAGAGGAGAGAGAAAGAGCGAGCGACGAGAGGGAGCCCGAGGCGAAAAAGUAACUGUCAAAUGCGCGGCUCCUUUAACCGGAGCGCUCAGUCCGGCUCCGAGAGUCAUGGCGACCGCAGCGUCUAACCACUACAGCCUGCUCACCUCCAGCGCCUCCAUCGUUCACGCCGAGCCGCCCGGCGGCAUGCAGCAGGGCGCGGGGGGCUACCGCGAAGCGCAGAGCCUGGUGCAGGGCGACUACGGCGCGCUGCAGAGCAACGGACACCCGCUUAGCCACGCUCACCAGUGGAUCACCGCGCUGUCCCACGGCGGCGGCGGCGGGGGCGGCGGCGGCGGCGGGGGGGGCGGGGGCGGCGGCGGGGGCGGUGGCGACGGCUCCCCGUGGUCCACCAGCCCCCUGGGCCAGCCGGACAUCAAGCCCUCGGUGGUGGUGCAGCAGGGCGGCCGCGGCGACGAGCUGCACGGGCCGGGCGCCCUGCAGCAGCAGCACCAGCAGCAGCAGCAGCAACAGCAGCAGCAACAGCAGCAACAGCAGCAGCAGCAGCAGCAGCAGCAGCGGCCGCCGCAUCUGGUGCACCACGCCGCUAACCACCACCCGGGGCCCGGGGCAUGGCGGAGCGCGGCGGCUGCAGCGCACCUCCCACCCUCCAUGGGAGCGUCCAACGGCGGCUUGCUCUACUCGCAGCCCAGCUUCACCGUGAACGGCAUGCUGGGCGCCGGCGGGCAGCCGGCCGGGCUGCACCACCACGGCCUGCGGGACGCGCACGACGAGCCGCACCAUGCAGACCACCACCCGCACCCGCACUCGCACCCGCACCAGCAGCCGCCGCCCCCGCCGCCCCCACAGGGUCCGCCUGGCCACCCAGGCGGGCACCACGACCCGCACUCGGACGAGGACACGCCGACCUCGGACGACCUGGAGCAGUUCGCCAAGCAGUUCAAGCAGCGGCGGAUCAAACUGGGAUUUACCCAAGCGGACGUGGGGCUGGCGCUGGGUACCCUGUAUGGCAACGUGUUCUCGCAGACCACCAUCUGCAGGUUUGAGGCCCUGCAGCUGAGCUUCAAGAACAUGUGCAAGCUGAAGCCUUUGUUGAACAAGUGGUUGGAGGAGGCGGACUCUUCCUCGGGCAGCCCCACGAGCAUAGACAAGAUCGCAGCGCAAGGGCGCAAGCGGAAAAAGCGGACCUCCAUCGAGGUGAGCGUCAAGGGGGCUCUGGAGAGCCAUUUCCUCAAAUGCCCCAAGCCCUCGGCCCAGGAGAUCACCUCCCUCGCGGACAGCUUACAGCUGGAGAAGGAGGUGGUGAGAGUUUGGUUUUGUAACAGGAGACAGAAAGAGAAAAGGAUGACCCCUCCCGGAGGGACUCUGCCGGGCGCCGAGGAUGUGUACGGGGGGAGUAGGGACACGCCACCACACCACGGGGUGCAGACGCCCGUCCAGUGAACUCGAGCUGGGGGGAGGGGCAGAGCGCGGGGCUCCCCCUCCCUUUGGGUCCUUGGCCCUUUCCCGGCCCUCUUGUUCCCUCUCUAACUUCUGAUUGUUCUUUUAUUUUUAAUUAUUAUUUCCCCAUCCCUUAAAAAGAAAAAAAAAAUUAAGGAAAAAGGAAAGCAACUAAGACACUGGACUAUCCUUUAAAGGUAGCAGGUGUAAUGAUGUGUUUUGACCUUUGCAGGCGAGUAACCAGGCAAUGGAGGGGAGUGUCUCCUGGAGAGAAUGAGGAGAGUGUGUGAUAGAUAGAGAAAGAGAGAGAUAGAGAGAUGGCAAGCACUGAGAUAAAUACCUGGCAAAACUAAAUAGAUUACCAAAAAGGAAAAAAAUGUCCACCAAACCAUGAUAAACACAAAACGCAGCUUCCUGAUGCUUGGAGUUGGCACAUGCUGCUGUGUUUAUUUGAUGUGGAUUCCCAUCAGGAAAGAGGAAAAAAUACACACUUUCUCUGAUAUAGGUAAAAUAUAAACACAUAAAUUUGCACUGCAAGAAAAUCGAAGUUUACAUGAACAAAUUCGUGAACAUAUUUUCUCUUUCUCCCGACCGUUAAUUUGGGAAUUGCCGUUUUGGGGGAUUUUGUUUUGUUUUGCUUUAUUCAUCUGAGAGAGUUGAAGCCAGCUCUUGGCCACUCUCCAUUUCUAAUGUUCUUGUGUUGCCCCUUGUUCUUACUGUUUGUGAACUUUGGUUACCUUCAGAUUCCCCUUAUGUGGGUGUAACAUCUAUUUGUUCCUCUUACCAAAGCAAAACGAUUGGCUUCAUACAAAAUACAUAAUUCUCUGCUUUCAGGAAAUGUGCAUGGUCUACCUGCUUUGUCCAAGGCAAGAAUCCAGUUUGGAAUAUAAAAAUAAGAGUCAAGCAUUGGUUGUUGUUACCAGCCACAAAGUAAACUUCAUUUUCAGGCAGUGUUUCUGGGGGAGGUUAUGGAGGGAAGAAAAAAGAAAAAUCGAUAGUGAGUGACUGAUUGCUUCAUUUUAUCAGGCGGGCCCAUUGUGAAAGAGCUCAGAGGAAAUGUGGAGGUUAAAUAUAUUCCCAGAGUUGUCCAGCAGAAAGAAAGUGGCACUUUGAAGAGAACUAGGGGAAUAUAUAGCUUCAGAUAUCCCUAUAUAGUUCUCUACCUUCAGUUUUAAUACUAUUAUGAAGAAUUAUUUGUGCUGACAGCAGCAGUAAACUUUGUUUCUCUAAUUUUUUUUACAUUAAAAAAAUGAUCCAGGAACUUAAUAGUGUAUGCAUAAAACUGUGUUUUUUAACACACAAAUACCCACAGCAUACACAGAUGAUCUCCACAAAGUAGACAGGUUUUGUCUUCACUAGCUCAUUUGUUUAUCAAGUCAUAUUUAGGGUCCCACACCCUCUUUUCCUGUAAUUUAUUGCAGAAUAUACCACUUUGACUUGGACAGCUUUCUCCCCCUCUUUCACUAAGGAAAGCAAAUGAAGUGGGGGGAAAAUGCCAUUUUCAAUCCUUCCUUUCUCCCCUUUGUUAAUAGUUUUAAGUGCAUUUUUGAUCUUAUCUUGAUGGAAAAUGGUUAACUCAAAUACAAAAGACUCUACUGGAAAGUGUAGGUGAAAAAACUUGUAACUGUAUUGAAAAUAAAUACCAUUAAACUGUGAUCAGUUAAAAUUUAAAAGAGAAAUCAGCACAAAAGGGCGCUAAAAGGGAAAACACUUUUUAUUAAUCUUAAAAGUUUGGGGGUUUUUUUUCCAGUUAGGUAUUAGAUAAAUUUUUAUUUUAAAAAAUGAAAUUCUCACUACCAUAAAAUUAUGGUUCAGCAUCAGAUUAGCAUUGCACUCAGUAGUCUUUAAGGUUUUAGGAAAUAUGCUUUAUAUUGUCUUUUCAAACACCUGUGAUUGUUUCAUUUUCAAUGUUUUUGCAAGAUAAAUGGUGACUUAUAAUGGGCAUAUUUAUUUGCCUGUAUUUCAUUUCCCCCAAUGAAUGUCGCAAGGAGAUGGGCACGGAGCUGCUUCUGGUGCAUCACGCUGCUCGUUCCUGAGGUAUGGGGACUGGCCUUUAGUGAAGCAAUCCAGAGCAGGGCAAAUAGCCACUGGUAAAGGGAGGAAAUGAAUUUUCAGAUACUUAUUACCAAGUAGGUAAGGUCAGAAGCUGGAGUUUAGAGGAUGUGUCUACAGCUUCUCUGACUCUUAUAGGUUUACUAAGAUGAAAGUUACCACUGAACCUUACCACUAUGUAUAUAUGUUUAAUAUCUGUCUUUUGAAAUGCAGAAAUAGUUUAAAUGUUUCUUUGUCUAUUUUUCUUUUUUUUUAAUGCUACCCAGGGAAAUAUUUUCAUAUCAUUUUUAAGUGGCCUGCCUCAAUGUAUAUUUAUUUCUUUUGAAGCAAAAAGGUUCUGGAAACUGUUUUUCUGUAGCUUUAAAUGAAUAGGUGAGCAAAAUCUAUAUGGGAUGUAAUUUUUUUGUUCAGUCUCUUAAAAAAUACUUUGUUUUGGUACAUUUGGUUGUGCUUGUGGGGAAAAAUAAAAACGCAGAGAUCCUUAUAUAUUUAUGUUAAAGUAAUAUUUUAUUAUCUACAUAAAACAGAAAUGCACAAUACCUUCAUAGUUUGUUCUAAUUAUUGAAAUAUCUUUAUUUUAUUUUUAAAGAUAAUCCCAAGUUUUAAGGGGGGAAAACCCUAGACUUUAAAUUGACUGAGUUGAGUUGUGUGUAAAACACUUCCCUUCCUUUAUACUUCAUAAAGUUUUGGAAUAAAUUUUAUGCAUAUACCGCCAGAUUUCAUGUUCAUAACUUUCAGAGGCUUUUUGUUUUUUUUUGUAACGGAGACUACUGGUCUAAAUCACUUUUCUUUGCAAAAACUAUCAGUCCCAAAUCUUUCAGCCACUAUGCCCGUAGCAUUAAAUUGAAAUGGUCAUUGGGUUUGAGCUUCAAUUUGUUUGCCAUUUCAUGGUCCUACAAAGAGAUGUUUGCCCCCUUUAAAUAUAUGCAGAUAUGCCUGCGUCUUCUUUUCAGGUUAUCUGUACCUUAUUCAAUUGUGCUGUUUUGGAGAUCAUCAGUGGAACUAGGUGGAUUUUAAUCUCUACCCACAGGUCCUCACAUAAUUUGGUAUCUACAGAACAGCAGGAUUUAGGAGAUUAUAAUUUUUAAUAAUUUACAAAUAUCUCUCAACAAAGAAUAACCCUGAUAGUAUGCUAUUGCAUGUUUACCAAAUGAUUAGAGGUAGAUCCUAUAUAUUAUUCCUGUUUAGUUUGCAUAAAAAGAUGAAUUUUACAAUGGUUUAUACAAUUGUGUCUCUUUUUCAUUAGGCAUACAAACAGACUUUAAUGCAAGUAAAAAAUUUAAAAAAAGAACAUAUGGGAGAGAUUCAAGCCGUGAUGCUAAUAACAGAUUGUUUCAGACAAUCUUAGAUGAAACAGUACACUUACCAAAAUUCGUUUUAAGGUUAGUGAGAAUUUCAAGCAAUGUUGAAUCAGUUUACAAGUUUGCUGAUGUAUUUAAAGCCCUUCUUGGAACAUUGGUUUAAGUAUAAAUGUCCAUUUUGAAAGGUAGUUUCUGGGCUUAUUACAUCUGAUCAUCUUUUCUAACUCCUAGUCAAUAUUACAUGGGUCUCAAACAGAUUCAGCCAAAUGAUCUUAUCAAUAGUCUGAACGAGAAGUGACAGAAAGAAGAAGUGUUUUGUGACCGCAGACAUGCUGAUGGGUAAAAUGUUUAAGCUGGGUAUAGAUUUGAGUUCUGGGUCAAUAUUCUUCCCCACUGCAGGCAGAAAACAAGCAGCAUCUGCCCUCUGCAGGGCAUUUUAGUGGACCUUGAGAAGGCAUUUUUGUUCUUAGCCACAGGGGCAGCUGACUGGAAACCAUCACAUGUUAAAUGUGCGCACCGUGGUUUUGACCCAUGCUUGCUGUUCAGAUCCUAAGGCUAUUCGGGUAGUUUCCACACUGGUUUGGGAAUAUAUUACACAUUAAGGUGGAAAACCCCCAUCACUGCCACUGGGAGAAAUUUGUGGGACAGUUGCUCCUAAGAUGUUGGCUAGCUACAACAACAAACACUUUCUUUCUCCUAAGACAAUGCAGAAUACAGCUAUUCCAAAGACCUCUCGUGUUUCCUCAAAAUAUGUUACUUUUAAUAUUUAUGUAAUAAUAUGGGGGAGAAACAAUCAUGUGAAAACGAGUUAUGUGAAGGUCAGAUGGAGGGAAUAGCCACAAAUAAUAUUAUGCUUGGCAGUCCUAAAUAUUCUAGGUUCCCACGAAGUAACUGCCUUUAUAUUUCAGAUGGUAGCAACAAAAGCAUUCUUCUCUUCCCCUUUCCCUCCUGCUCCUACCAGUGGAGGCCACACAGUGGUUGGCAAAAUUUUCUAGUGAAAUGGCUUUGGUAAAGACACUCAUCUACCUUCUUAUUUUUUCAAAAGCAACUAAUAAAGAGAUGCAACAGCAACAGUGGGGGAGGUGGGUGGCAUUUGGGUGCAAUAGUACCUGCACAUAUGUCUAUAUGCUGCAUUAAUUGCCUUUCACUUGCCUUACUUUGGAGGCAGCUUGGGUAGUGCUGGAAAGUGGGUUAAAUUAUCUUUUUAUCACUAGUCUCUGUGAUUUGUCUUUGUUGAUUUUUCAAUCAGUUUAUAGAACUCUGUUCUAGAUUCUACUGAAUUUCUACACAAGUUUAAAAAUGAGGUAAAGAAUGGAACUUGUACAGGAAAAGAAAGAAGCCUGAUGAAGCGAGGGUCAAAGGUAAAAGUGAUUCUUUGGGUCUGCUUGUAUAUUUCAGUGAGUAAGGCAAAGGACAGUGUUUAUUUAAAAUGAAAGAAAAAGAUGCAUCUUGAAGUACUACGAAUCUUGAUAUUAUAACUAAAUGGAAUGUACAACUAAGUUUUAUAUAAACGUUUUCCCUGUUUAGGAAAGUUUACUUUUCAAUGAUGCAUAGUCUUUUAACAGGGGGCAGAUGGCAGUAAGAGAGAAUCUGGGCUUCUGAUACCUAUUCCCACCAUUCGAUUCAGGAUGGGAAACAAGGCAAAAGUGGCAAGGGGUCUGCCACCAGCUAACCAAUCAUGGAAUUAACUGGCUCAGGUUUUCAGAAGGUGGGCCAUAUUAUUUUAACGCCUCCUUAUCAGGCAGGUAUGAGGGUACCAGAAAAUGGCUUUUUUAGUUAUUCCUAGGGCCUUGCUUGGCUGAUAAUGAGAUAAGGAAACAACGAAUAUUUUCACUUUUUUUUUUUUUUUUUUUGUUUUUUUUAUCUGAUUUUUUUUUUUUUUUUUUUUUGGUGUUUGGUGGGAAACUAGGAAAUUUGUUCCCUCCUUUAAAAGAAGAAAAGUUAACAAACUUCAUCAUAUAGUACCUUCCUUUAUCUUAAUGACACCUCUGCUUGACUUAGAGGUUUUAGAAAUGAUUUCAUAUCCCAUAAAAACAAUUCUGGCCUCUUCUAUUGUUCCUAGAAUUCUGAUUGUUGGUAACAUUAAGUUGUAUUUCUUCUUUCUUAAGUCUAAAAUGUUAUUUAAUAUGCCAGUAAAAGUGCAUCUAUAUCCUAAA